This is a messenger RNA of Plasmopara halstedii, 1995 nucleotides long. RefSeq lists its product as uncharacterized. The record is from RefSeq and is a predicted model, not a curated record. Bases 1 to 1995 code for a protein of 664 amino acids. The transcript has 9 exons. Lineage: Eukaryota; Oomycota; Peronosporomycetes; Peronosporales; Peronosporaceae.
AUGCGGUUCGAGCAGACCAACAUCGAAGAUGAGUUUGUGUUGCCCCGACCAGAAGUAAACUUGGCGAGUCUACUGCCACCCACCGAUUUUUCAUUGGAUGAUCUCUUUGAAAUUAAAGCCGCCGAACUAAGUCUGGAUAAAUCAAAUGCAGCAUCCUCUAGCCGCAUUUCAAUUGAAGAGAUUCGCGAAAGUGCAAGGCGGCAUAUUUCAAAACCUCAGCAUACUCUAGCUGAAGAAGUGCAGCAGUGGUUUGCGCUGCUUGAAAGUGAUUGGAUUCAGAUUUACAGAGGCAUACCAUGUGACCAGGACGACUCCGUGACAACCGUCACCGCUGCUGCUGUCAUACCGGAUAUCGCGGACGUUUUUUGGAUGCUGGAACACUGCCCUAGUGACGCUUAUAUCAGCUUUGUGUGGAAUCAUCUUCUUAUAUCACUUCUACAACAAGGGGUACGCUCGAACACGUUAGACCAUCAGCGUCUAAUGGCUCUUCUAGUUGCACAUCACUCGUUUAAAUCCCUUGCUCCAAAGGAUUUCCGCGCGAAACGAUCUAUCGAAGACAACGAGAUGCUGCAAACACUCGCUCAUUCCGCAUUUGCGCGAGCGAACGAGUUCAAGACACUUGAUAUGGAACGUGCUGGCGGUAAUCUUAGUCACGAAUUUGGCAAGAUAGGAUUCGCGAGCAAAGGUAUUCCUACCAAAGGAAAGUUUAAGCUUUCUUUUUCAAAAGAUUUGUUACCGCUGAAAGCGAAAAAACAACUGAAUCAAGAAGCUAAACCUAAAGCGAAGUUCGUGACGUCAUCAGGGGUAGCCAUGGCGAUAAACAAGAAAAAACUUGUACAAGAAGGUACAACAAAGUCAAAGACGAACGGCUUCGCAACCAGUAGCUUCAUGCGGCAGCCUGCGAAGGAUAGACUACCUAAGAAAUCCUUAGGAUUUAGUUUUAUGAGAUUCCAGCCCAAGCCAAGUGGUCCCGCAAAUCCAACUUGCACGUCGCCGAAAGCGACACAAUCAGCACUUGCAGAAGCAAAACCAUUGCUGGGCAGAUUAGCCAUUAACGCAGUGAAGAAGAAAAAGUACAACUCUACGGUGGAUACUGCAAUGAAGAAAGGCAAAUUUAACAAUUUUCAGCCGCAACCAAAAGGACUGCUGCCAUUUGCAGCUCGUUCAGGGACCGAAUCCUUCAACUUGAAAAAAAGGAAGGCAUCUCAAGACAAGAAUUGCUCAUUUCCGAGCAAAAGUGCACGUGGAUAUACUUGCUUAGCGUUGUCAGAUACUAUUUGCGACAAGGAAAAGAGUAGCGUCACUACGGCUAGAGCCAACGCUAAAAUGACUGGAGACACAUGCUCUGAUAUUCAAUCAGGUGGGCUGAAGACAAAGUUAAAUUGCGGAUCACUUUUGAAGAAACGAAGCUUGCUGGCGACCUCAACAGUGGCAGCUCCGGGAACAAAGCGGAGCAAGGCUCCGGUCGGUAUGCCUUCCGCUGCGAUAACAGCAAGUUGUAUCUCUAAAGAGUCAAGGGAAACGGUAAAUGAAGAAGUCAAAGCAAAAAAACCUUUAGUUGAUGGUUAUGAUGCCAAUGCGGAUCAAGCUCCAACUGCUCAUGAUUUUGAGCAAAUCUCUGUGUAUACUGCUACUGAUGGACACGUUCGUGCGGAGCUGAAUGCUGUGCCGUCUGAAUCACGAGAAGAGUGUGGAGCUGAUGAAGAGCUUGCGAUUAUUAUGAUGUGCACAAUGGACGAUGACAAGGAGGAGGAAUUUAUGAUCAAGGCGGGAGCGUUACAGGAAACAACUAAUCGAAUGGGGCUUGAGCAACGGUUUCUUCGAAAGCGUCUUUUGGAUGUUCAUGCUGACGUCAGCGAGAGUCUGCUCGACGCCCUAACUGAUCUUAUGGUUGAAGAGGGUGGCAUCGGGAUCGAUAAAAUUAAUUUUGACAUACAUGUCGAUGUCGAUAGUGGCGACGCGUUUCCGCAUGAGGAUAGGAAUCAAGUUUUUUAA